AAGUUAGUUCUCCCCUGUCUUUGUAUUAGACAAACAGUGAUUCAAGAAUUCAGUAUGUUCAUAUUUGUCAUGAAGCUCCAACCACUUUGGAUGCAUCUGUGCUUUUGUGCACUUGUAGUGGCCUCUGCUCCUAAUCAUGCUAAUUCCAGUGUGCAUGAUUCCUCAGCUUCAGCUACGAUACAAAGCAGAGAAGCAAAUGCUUUGUUGAAGUGGAAAGCCACCCUUGACAACCAAAGCCAAGCUUCCCUCUCUUCAUGGACUGGCAAUAAUCCUUGCAACAACUGGCUGGGAAUUGCUUGUGACAAAUCCAAAUAUGUUUCCAACAUAAGUCUUCCAAAUAUUGGAUUAAGAGGUACGCUUGAAAGUCUCAACUUCUCAUGACUUCCAAACAUCUUCAUCAUAGAUUUAAGCAAAAACUCCUUCGAUGGAAGUAUUCCUUCCCAUGUUGGGACAUUGUCCAAUCUUGACACUCUUGAUUUGUCAACUAAUAUACUUACCGGACAAAUCCCACAUUCAAUUGGAAGGUUGAUCAAAUUACAAUAUUUUUUCCUUUUUAAAAAUAAACUCUCUGAAUUCAUUCCUUCAACUAUUGGAAAUUUGUCGAAUCUAAAUUACUUAGAUUUAUCUGCAAAUGAAAUUACUGGGCAAAUCCCACCUUCAAUUGGAAGGCUGAUCAAAUUACAAUAUCUUUCUCUUUUUGAAAAUAAGCUCUCUGAAUUCAUUCCUUCGACUAUUGGAAAUUUGUCGAAUCUCAAUAACUUAGAUUUAUCUUCAAAUGAACUCAUUGGACAAAUCCCACCUUCAAUUGGAAGGUUGAUCAAAUUACAAUAUCUUUCCCUUUUUAAAAAUAAGCUCUCUGGAUUCAUUCCUUCUACAAUUGGAAAUUUGUCGAAGCUCAAUACAUUAUAUUUUAAUUCAAAUGAACUCAUUGGACAAAUCCCACCUUCAAUUGGAAGGUUGAUCAAAUUACAAUAUCUUUUCCUUUAUAGAAAUAUACUCUCUGGAUCCAUUCCUUCCACUAUUCGAAAUUUGUCGAAUCUCAAUAACUUGGAUUUAUCUUCAAAUAAAUUCACUGGACAAAUUCUACCUUCAAUUGGAAGAUUGAUCAAAUUACAAUAUCUUUUCCUUUUUGAAAAUAAGUUCUCUGAAUUCAUUCCUUCGACUAUUGGAAAUUUGUCGAAGCUCAGUGUAUUGUAUUUAUAUUCAAAUGAAUUCACCGGACAAAUUCCACCUUCAAUAGGUAAUUUAGUCAAUUUAAAAAUCCUCAGUGUUGGUGAAAAUAGACUCAGUGGCAUGAUUCCAAUUGAAAUGAACAGGCUCCUGAAUUUGGAAAGUUUACAACUAUAUGAUAAUAAUUUUAUAGGUCAUUUACCUCACAACAUUUGCAUUAAUGGAAAGUUGGCAAACUUCUCUGCCUAUAAUAAUAAAUUCACAGGCCCAAUUCCACAGAGUUUGAAAAAUUGCUCCAGCCUUAUCAGAGUCAGGCUUCAGAAAAAUCAACUAACUGGAGAUAUAACAGAUGCUUUUGGUGUACUUCCAAAUUUGAACUACAUCGAAUUGAGUGACAACAAUUUCUUCGGUCAUCUUUCACCAAACUGGGGAAAGUUCAGUAGCCUCGCAAGCCUAAAGAUCUCCAACAAUCAUUUAUCAGGAGUUAUACCACCAGAACUAAGCAAAGCAACUAAUUUGCAGUCACUUCACCUAUCUUCAAACCAUCUUACAGGAAACAUUCCGCAAGAAUUAUGUAACUUGACCUUGUAUGAUCUAGCAAUCAACAAUAAUAAUCUUUCAGGAAAUGUUCCCACACAAAUAGCAUCAAUGAAGGAACUUGAAAAAUUGGAUCUUGGAUCAAAUAGUUUGAUUGGCUUAAUCCCAAAACAACUUGGAAAGUUGCUCAAAUUGUUGAUCUUAAAUCUAAGCCAAAAUGAAUUCGAGGGAAAUAUUCCUUCUGAGCUAGGUGAACUGAAAUCUCUUGGAAGUCUUGAUCUUAGUGGAAAUUCCUUGAGUGGAACAAUACCACCAAUGCUUGCAGAAAUGACAAUAUUAGAAACAUUGAAUCUCUCGCACAAUAAUCUUUCAGGUGAUCUCUCUAGCUUUGAUGAUAUGAUAGGCUUGACAUCUAUUGAUAUAUCAUACAACCAAUUAGAGGGUCCACUUCCAAACAUUCAUGUGUUUCAAAAUGUUACUAUUGAAGCAUUAAGAAAUAAUAAAGGCUUGUGUGGUAAUGUCACUGGCUUAGAGCCUUGCCCAACAUUAAGUGGGAAAUCUCAUAAUCAUAAGAUUAAGAAAGUCAUAAUGAUAGUUUUACCACUUACUUUGGGCACUCUAAUACUUUCACUAUUUGCUUUUGGAGUCUUGCAUCAUCUAUGCCAACCUUCAAAGACAAAAGAAAACCAGGUUGCAAAAUUUCAAACUCCAAACAUAUUUGGAAUAUGGAAUUUUGAUGGCAAAAUGAUGUUUGAGAAUAUUAUUGAAGCCACAGAACAGUUUGAUGACAAAUAUCUCAUUGGGGUUGGAGGGCAAGGAUGUGUUUACAAAGCAAAGUUACCAACGGGUCAAGUUGUUGCUGUGAAAAAACUGCAUUCAAUUCCAAAUGAAGAAAUGCUCAAUCAAAAAGCUUUGGAAAGUGAAAUCGAAGUGUUGACAAAAAUUCGGCAUCGUAACAUUGUGAAGUUAUAUGGGUUUUGUUCACAUCCACAAUUUUCAUUUUUGGUGUAUGAGUUCCUGGAAAAGGGUAGUGUCGAGAAGAUUUUGAAGGAUGAUGAAGAAGCGAUUGCAUUUGAUUGGCAUAAGAGGGUGAAUGUUGUGAAAGGUGUAGCCAUUGCCUUGAGCUAUAUGCACCAUGAUUGUUCACCUCCAAUUGUUCAUCGUGAUAUAUCAAGCAAGAAUGUUCUUUUAGAUUUGGAAUAUGUAGCUCAUGUCUCAGACUUUGGAACAGCCAAGCUUCUCAAUCCUGAUUCUUCUAAUUGGACUUCACUCGUAGGAACCUUUGGAUAUGCUGCUCCAGAACUUGCUUACACAAUGGAAGUAAAUGAGAAAUGUGACGUGUAUAGUUUUGGAGUCUUAACAUUGGAAAUACUUUUUGGAGAACAUCCUGGUGAUGUUAUAUCUUCUUCACUGUUAUCAUCUUCAUGCCCAGUUGUGCCUUCAUCGCUUGAUAACAUGUCUUUGUCUUUGAUGGAUAAGUUGGACCAACGUCAACUUCAUCCAACAAACCCUAUUGCUAAGGAGAUGUUAACCAUUGCAAAGAUAGCAAUUGCAUGCUUGACUGAAAGCCCACAAUCUCGCCCUACCAUGGAACAGAUUGUUAAAAUGCUUCAACGUGAAGGUCAUCUUUAAUUGAUCUAACAAAGUUAUCUAUGUUGACAUGUGUGCAUGUUGUGAUGACUGUACGAUAAUACGUGAGCAGAUGUGACAGGAAAUGCAUCCACAUCUCAUGUUGGAGGGUCUGGCUGAGGAAUUUUGAAGUCAUCAUACUUUUCUUCUGCGAAGAUCGUAGCUUUAGCUAUUCAGAUAGUGUAUGUCUUAGUAAUAUGUCUAGACUAUUUAGCUACAGUUUUCAGAAAUGUAAUUAUUAUUUAUGAAUUUGUACUAUGAGCUCUAUGUAGAGCAACUACUGUAAAUAUGUAUAAAUAUAAUUUUUAGGU
Abrus precatorius (Indian licorice) is the source of this 3647-nucleotide messenger RNA. RefSeq names its product MDIS1-interacting receptor like kinase 2-like. Lineage: Eukaryota; Viridiplantae; Streptophyta; Magnoliopsida; Fabales; Fabaceae. The transcript has 3 exons. Gene Ontology annotation, molecular function: protein kinase activity; protein binding; ATP binding. Gene Ontology annotation, biological process: protein phosphorylation. The record is from RefSeq and is a predicted model, not a curated record. The coding region runs from base 1294 to 3339 and encodes 681 amino acids.